AUGUUCUUGGUAGUAAUAGAUAGAGCAUUGAAUGGACUGGUCCGGGCCUCAGUUGAGGUGUACCCUUUGAUUUGUUUUGGUCUUAAAAUGUUGUCAUUUAAGGGUGAUGUAGAUGGAUUUGAGUAUAACGAAGCUCGGCAAAGUUCCGUUUGGUUUGGACCACAAGAGGUUUAUUCGACCUGUGAGAAGCUCGGUAUUAAACUCAUUGUGCGAGCUCAUCAGGCCUUUAAUCGCGGUUUUGGCUUUUUUGCGGGAAAGAGAAUGGUUACUUUGUUUGGGGCGACGGACUAUGUUGUGAAGGGAAGUUUUGCCGGUAUUCUUCAUCUACAAUUGGGCAAUGUUCAAGAUAAGAAAGGCAAAGCAACUGAGAAAAAAGAAAUCCAAGCUGGCAUUAUUAUCUUCCGUCCUGCUACAAAAGAAACUAAGGGAAAGAAAAAGUUCAUCGAGGAGUUUGAGAAUUUCCCGGAAGCUGAGGAGGAUGAGGAAACUCAACUUGAGAUACUUGGAAAGAUGCCAACAGAGGAAGAAAUAAGGGAGUCGAUGCAAGACUGA
Messenger RNA from Meloidogyne enterolobii, 552 nucleotides. The record is from the annotation of a GenBank genome assembly. NCBI's taxonomy places the organism in Eukaryota, Metazoa, Nematoda, Chromadorea, Rhabditida, Meloidogynidae.